Molecule: messenger RNA, 1576 nt
Organism: Mus caroli (Ryukyu mouse)
Lineage: Eukaryota; Metazoa; Chordata; Mammalia; Rodentia; Muridae
Product: phospholipid scramblase 1
Biological process (GO): phosphatidylserine exposure on apoptotic cell surface
Cellular component (GO): plasma membrane
Molecular function (GO): phospholipid scramblase activity
Source: RefSeq, a predicted model, not a curated record
CGUGGGUGGGGCGGGCAAGGUCCUGCCUGGCCUCUGGGCGCAGCUGGAGGGUUCUGGAGUGCAGGCAGAGCUCGCAUCAUUCAGAGUCCCCUCUGCGAGACUUUAGAGAAAGCCGGACUACUGCUGUGCCACUAGCAAGGGAUUGGGACUCACGGACUACAGAGCAGAAGGAGCCUCAGAAACUGUUUAAAUCAUGGAAAACCACAGCAAGCAAACUGAGGCUCCCCACCCGGGAACAUAUAUGCCAGCUGGGUAUCCCCCUCCGUAUCCACCAGCAGCUUUCCAAGGGCCUUCAGACCAUGCUGCUUACCCCAUACCCCAGGCUGGCUACCAAGGGCCUCCGGGCCCCUAUCCAGGGCCCCAACCUGGCUACCCAGUCCCACCAGGAGGUUAUGCAGGUGGUGGCCCUAGUGGCUUUCCUGUCCAAAAUCAGCCAGCAUAUAAUCAUCCAGGUGGACCUGGGGGGACCCUAUGGAUGCCAGCCCCCCCUCCUCCACUGAACUGUCCACCGGGGCUGGAAUACUUAGCUCAGAUUGAUCAGCUUCUGGUUCAUCAGCAAAUUGAGCUUCUAGAAGUCUUAACAGGCUUUGAAACAAAUAACAAAUAUGAAAUCAAGAACAGCCUCGGGCAGAGAGUUUACUUUGCAGUGGAAGAUACUGACUGCUGUACCCGGAACUGCUGUGGGGCGUCUCGACCUUUCACCUUGAGGAUCCUGGAUAAUCUGGGCCAAGAAGUCAUGACUCUGGAGAGACCUCUGAGAUGCAGUAGCUGCUGCUUCCCCUGCUGCCUCCAGGAGAUAGAAAUCCAGGCUCCUCCUGGGGUGCCAGUAGGUUAUGUGACUCAGACCUGGCACCCAUGUCUGCCCAAGUUCACUCUCCAAAAUGAGAAGAAGCAGGAUGUUCUGAAAGUUGUUGGUCCGUGUGUUGUGUGUAGCUGCUGUUCAGACAUUGACUUUGAGCUCAAAUCUCUAGAUGAAGAAUCAGUAGUUGGCAAAAUUUCCAAGCAGUGGUCUGGUUUUGUGAGAGAGGCCUUCACGGAUGCAGACAACUUUGGGAUCCAGUUCCCGCUAGACCUGGAUGUGAAGAUGAAAGCUGUGAUGCUUGGUGCUUGUUUCCUCAUAGAUUUCAUGUUUUUUGAAAGAACUGGAAACGAGGAACAAAGAUCAGGAGUAUGGUAGUAGUUUCCUGAAAUCCCUCUUGAGGUUUAAGGACUACAAUUUUAUGGACACUGAAUGGAAACUGAGGAAUCAAAAGGCACACACCCUGGCUUCUUUUCCUUGACUGAAAUAACUUUCUAUCAACUCACCUGUGAUGCCUGUGUGCCCUGUUGUACAACUAUGCUCUCAAAUUAGGGUUUAUUUUUUAGGAUUCUGUCAUGUAUUUGUUUUUAUACAUUCUUAAGGUUUUCACUGUGAAUUUGGGAAAACAGUUAUAUGAAUUUAUACACAUAGAAAUGAUCUUCUCUAUGAAAAAAAUGCUUUGACUUUGUCUUUCAUUUCCCAUUUUUGUGGAAACUUUAAUGCUAUUGUAAUUUAAUAUAAAACUACACACUAAAUAUAAUUAUGAUUUACACAAAA